GGAAUUAGGGGAAGGAGUGCAGUGGGCUGAUAGAGCUUACCUAGCUGGGGAGCCUGAGGCUUGGAAGACUGCUCUAGGGCCUAAGGACCUGUGUUGUCUUGCACCUGCUGGGUUUACUGAGCUAUUGUCUGUCUGUGUCUUCCCAGCUCAGCCCCAGAACUCCAUACCUGAUGGAUUCUUACCUGCUGAACCUUCCACUUGGAGCCAAGAUCCAUGUGGACCUCAAGUCCAACCCAGUCUUCUGCAGGGGAAAGCUGGGGGAAAAGCUUAAUGGGCCAUGUCCUUCUUUCAAUCUGGAUGAUCCCUACAUCUACCAGCCAAGCCUGAAAUACAACUGCCUGCAUGACCCCCACCUUCGGGACUACCACAAGCGCAAGGACAUCCUGCGGAUGCUGAAGAGACAAGGCUCUGUCACCAGAGACAACAAGGUGGUUUGCACUCUGAAGGAGUUCAAUGAGUACAGGGAGUACCUGACCAGGAUCAAGUUGCGAUCAGAGAAGAUCUUGGGGCAGCAAGAGGGCCCUUUCUCCUCAGACCAAGCUGCCCCAGAAGUUCUGCAGAAGCAUUUGCUGUCGCUGUGCUGGGUGAAUAUCUAA
Parus major (Great Tit) is the source of this 596-nucleotide messenger RNA. It is a transcript of the gene FSIP2, whose product is annotated as fibrous sheath interacting protein 2. Bases 171 to 596 code for a protein of 141 amino acids. Lineage: Eukaryota; Metazoa; Chordata; Aves; Passeriformes; Paridae. The record is from RefSeq and is a predicted model, not a curated record. The transcript has 4 exons.